UCCUGUCACAAACUCACAUUUUCGUUUUCUGGGUGAAGUCACAAACUCACUACACAUUAACAUCUCUCUCUCUCUCUCUCUCUCUCUCUCUCUCUCUCUCUGACAUUCGAGACUUCCACAGGCAAAGAGAGUCUCCCAUACAGGAAAAAAUGCAGGGAGGCCAAAUGAUAGUUGAAGAGAAUGCCAAGCUCUCAUCAGUUCUAACUCCUUCUAAACCUAGCUAUAUACAAUCACUCACCAAAAUAGUCGGCACUCUCGGACCUAAUUCACGCUCCGUUGAAGUUAUCGAGGCAUGCCUCAAGGCAGGAAUGUCAGUCGCGCGUUUCGAUUUUUCUUGGCUAGAUGGAGACUACCAUCAGGAAACUCUUGAGAAUUUGAGGAUGGCUAUGAAAAACACUAAGAAGCUUUGUGCAAUUAUGCUGGACACGACGGGUCCAGAGCUGCAAGUAUGCAACAAAACUGGGAAUCCAAUUGAUUUUAAGGCCGAUAGUCACAUAACCGUAACUUCAGACCUUUCUAAAGACCUAUGUGCUGAAGUCUUACCAGUUGACUAUGCAGAGUUAGCUAAGAUGGUUCGGAAGGGUGACACCGUUUAUCUUGGACAGCAUCUCUUCACAGGGCAUGAGACUUCAUCUGUCUGGCUCGAGGUCCUGGAGACAAAAGGUCAAGAUGUUGUUUGUCUUGUGAAAAACAGCGCCACUCUCGCAGGCUCCAUGUUCACUAUCUACGUAUCCAAUGUCCCGAUCAACUUGCCCACAUUAACUGAACAUGACAAGGAGAUUAUAUCAAACUGGGGCUCACGCAACAAUGUUGAUUUUAUCUCUCUUUCGUACACCUGUCAUGCGGAAGAUGUAAAGGAGCUUAGGGAGUUCCUUAAGAAACAGAAUCUCGGUGAGACUCAAAUAUAUGCAAAAGUUGAAACUGUGGAGGGCUUGAAACAUUUCGACGAGAUACUGCAAGAAGCAGAUGGCAUAAUCUUUGGUCGGGGAAACUUAGGAAUCGACUUACCCCCAGAAAAGGUCUUCUUGUUUCAGAAAUAUGCUGUGAAUAAAUGCAACAUCGUGGGUAAACCUGUUGUAAUUACUCGAGUGGUUGAUAGCAUGACUGGAAACCUGCGUCCAACGCGGGCAGAAGCAACUGAUGUUGCUAAUGCUGUUCUUGAUGGUGCCGACGGAAUAAUGCUAGGUGCAGAGACCCUUCGGGGUCUCUAUCCGGUGGAGUCCAUAAAUAUUGUGGGCAAGAUUUGUGCUGAAGCUGAGAAUGUGUACAACCAUUCCCUCAAUUUCAAGAGAAUCAUCAGACAUGUUGAAGAACCCAUGUCGUAUGCAGAAUCUGUUGCCUCAUCAGCGGUACGUUCUGCUGUUAAGGUCAAGGCAGCAAUAAUUGUUGUUUUCACAUCUUCCGGCAGAGCGGCAAGGCUAAUUGCAAAAUACAGGCCACCUGUGCCUGUAGUCGCGAUCGUGACCCCCCGUCUCCGCACGAAUUCACUGAAAUGGACCUUCUCUGGCGCUGCACAGGCUAGGCAGUUGCUUGGAGUGAGAGGUGUUUACCCUAUUUUUGGUAGUCCAGAUGCUGCCACUUCAGGCAGUUCCAGCGAAGAACCUGGACUGAGACUAGCUAUUGAACAUGGUAGAUUGGUUGGAUUGCUCAAAUCUAAUGACCGCGUCGUCGUCUUCCAGAAAAUUGGAGACUCAGCAGUGGUGAAGAUCAUCGAGGUUCAAGGCCAGCUUUUGGUUUAAGACACAUCAAGAUCACACCAGGGGUCUCACUUCGAUUUUAUAGGUCCUCACAAUCUGCAUCUCUCUGGCAAUGUCAUUGUCGUCUCACUCAUAUUCCCCUCUCUAUUUGAUUUUUCCCGGUUGCCGUUCAUUUACUUAGCUAUGAAUUUGAUGGAUGCUGCAAACUAAUUCGUUGACUACAUCACUCGUCUGCUGCCAAAGUAAAGCAAAAAUUUUGAAGCU
Messenger RNA from Syzygium oleosum, 1961 nucleotides. RefSeq names its product pyruvate kinase 1, cytosolic-like. Gene Ontology annotation, cellular component: cytoplasm. Gene Ontology annotation, molecular function: magnesium ion binding; potassium ion binding; pyruvate kinase activity. The transcript has 16 exons. NCBI's taxonomy places the organism in Eukaryota, Viridiplantae, Streptophyta, Magnoliopsida, Myrtales, Myrtaceae. Gene Ontology annotation, biological process: glycolytic process. The record is from RefSeq and is a predicted model, not a curated record. Bases 150 to 1739 code for a protein of 529 amino acids.